Messenger RNA from Meleagris gallopavo (turkey), 3720 nucleotides. The record is from RefSeq and is a predicted model, not a curated record. NCBI's taxonomy places the organism in Eukaryota, Metazoa, Chordata, Aves, Galliformes, Phasianidae.
AUUGCACUGAGUGACAGGAAGGGCUGGAGCCAGGAUUCACCCCUUCCCAGAAGUCAUUUGAGGGUUGGCAGUGGAGGUGAGGGUAUCUCUCUGAAGAUCCCUGCCUCCCCGAGGCCUUCUGAAGAUACAGGAACAUCACAGCUGCAGUUUGGAGUUCUGGAGCUCUCAGAGAGCCAGGACCUGGAGAGUGAUGACGCACCCGAUGAAGAUGUUAGGAAUCAGCUUCACUCUGGAGCAGCUAUCUUUUCUUCUUCCAGAACUGUGAAGAGUGAUAUUAAGGAUGAACUGAAUGUCAAAAGCAGGGAAACUGUCAGCAGCAUAGAAACGUGUUCUGCUUUGGAGGGCCAACUGAAGGCAUUUAAAGGAACACUGCUGGAUGCAGAAGAACGUUCCAGGAAAGAGAUGCCUGUCUCUGAUUCGCCUAAAACUGAGAAAUGUAUUGACCCUGGCCACGAGGAGUUGGACAUCUUGUCGACUCAGGAAGAGAUGUUUCCUGAAAAUAAUGUACCAGGGAGUGACUGCCUUGUAACCAGAGUGGAAGAGGGAAGUUCUCUGGCAUGUACCCCUGCCCGCAGCCUGCACCUCCUGCAGCUCUCUGGACAGGGAUCCCUUGUACAGGAGAGCUGUUCCACUGGCUCUCCAGGUGUAGUUGUUCCUUCUCCUGUUGGCCUAGCAUCCAAUGCUCUCAUCCCUGGCAGUCCUACUGAACAGGACCAAUCAAAAGAUGAACAUGUGGAUGUCUCUACCACUGCAGAAGGGAGAGAGCUGGUGCAGAAGGGACAGAAGGAAAAGAGACUGAUGCAGGAGGAGCAGAAGAGAGAUGAGCUAGUGGAGAUGGUUAUUCCCCCAGGGCCUCCUGUCCUGCCACAGGCUUCAACUCCAGUGUCCCAGACUGCCCCAGCCUUCUUUCCUGAAUCUCUACCUAUACCAUCACAACCAGUGUUCUCUCAUGAUAUCUUUGUUCCAACUCAGAGUCCAGAGAAGAGUGAGGGAGAAGAAAAAGCUGCUGUUUCAACUUAUUCAUGUAUGCCAGGACACCUUUCUGGACCCACAGAUACUUUGUCAAAGAUGCCUGUGGAAGACUCUGUGUCACAGCCUUCUGAGUCCUGUAAUCUGAUGCUUUCUGCAAGUGGAUGCAGCCAGCCCACAAACACAGAAAUCAGUUCAGACUCUCUGAAAACUGGCCAUGAUAACGAAGCUACGCAGAUCCAGAUAACUUCUGAAUGUAGUAUUUCAGAAAUCAGACUUUCUUCUGUGGAGAACAAUGACAGAAAAAUGAGACUGGAUGCAGGCCAUCAAGCCCUCUCUGAGAACUGUGAAAAACCAAAAAAGGAGGAUAUACGUACGGCAGGAAAGCCUGUCAUGCAGUUAGGUAGUGCAGAAACAGCAGGAGAUGAGACAUUAGGCCCUACAGCCCAUCAGGCUCACAGGUGUAUUUCUGGAAGUCAGGCUGCUGCAGAUCAGUCUCGCCAUGAAAUUUCAUCCUGUGGUGAUGGAAAAGAAGGUCAGUUAAAGGGUUAUUCACUGAAGGAGAGCUCUCAAUAUGAGUCAGUUCCUGAGACUCAGCCUGAAGAACAGGAAGAGAAGAUGCACGUAGAAGAGAAGCAAAUGAAUGAAGAUGAGUCUCUUGUUAACAUGACAGUUUCUCAGAGGUUCCUUCUUGAAGGGAAGGAAGAGCACCACGAAGAGAUGGAAGUAGAAUUUGCUGGUGGUUCUUGUGAAAAUAGCAAAGAACUGUCUGUCAAGACUCAAGAACUUGGAAAGAUUAGACCAGAAUGCUGCCGAAAAGAAACUUUAAAAGAUGGUACUUUUGGCACUGGAGAAGCAAAGAAUGUGGAUAAACUGUCCUUUAAAGCUGCUUCAGAAAGCAUGCCGAAGCUGAAUGAAGUUUUAUCUAAGCCUUCUGUAGGGGAGUUAUUAGAACAGCACAAUUUGUUUCCUAAAUUAAAGGUUGACAUUCCAUCUGAGAUGGCAUUGUGUGCCAAAAGCCAUGCAGAAAGUUCAGAAUUACAUCAGAUAAUGGACACUCAACCAUCACAGCAAGAGAGGGAAGCUGACAUACUGAUGACUCAGAAGGAGAAUCAGGUGCCAAAGACUACAGCAAUUACUGCUAUGACAGUGAAUCUGGAGCAAGAAGAGCAGAUGCAGCCAGAGAAGCAGACAGCUGCUAUGUCCCCCAGUCCUUCCAAUGGAACACCAUUUCAUUUCACUUUGCCAAAGGAGGGUGAUACCAUUCAACCGCUGACCAGUGUAACACCACCUCUCACUGGCCAACUUAAAAUGGGACCUAGAAGACACAGCACACCAAUUGUGGAUGAUAGUUGUCCAGACAGCACGAUAGCAACUAGUGAUGUUACAGCAGAGGGCACAAUGGGGACCAACAGUGUCACCGUGGAAAGUGCAGUGGUGUCAGCAGAUGUGUCAGAAGUGUGUGAAAAAGGAGAUUCUUGUGCAGUUCCUGAGGCUGAUGUAAAACUCUCUCUACGAAUGAACCUUGUUACCCCCAUGAACGAUGGGAGCGAUGAGUCCCUACCAUUCAGCUUGGAAAAGCCCACAGCCAGUGAUAGGAAAACUGGAUCCUCUGCUGCUGCCAGCUCCCAGAAAGCAUCAUCUGUAUUUAGUCGUGUCUGUGAAGUUCGGCGAGAGGAGGAGGCUAGAGACCACAGCCUUUCAGCUUCUCCAUUUAGGGAAAAUCUAUUCAGCUUUCCUGGCACAGAAAAGAAUGCUGAAAUACGUGAAAAUCCUAGUGAUCAGCAACACAGAGCAGAUGGUGAUGAACGGCUCCUAAUACUUCAGAGACUGCAGCAGGGCUGCCAUCAACAACCUCCUUGUACAGAGCAGAAAGAGUCGGUGGAGGCUGGUAUUGUAAUAACAACUCAGAUAGAAGAAGGGGCAAGAAUGCAACAGAAACCAAGUAAGGUGGUUGCAGUUGAUGAAAGCCAAGGGAAGCAGGCUGAUACCAAUAAUAAAGGGAUUCAAACUACAGCAGACUGUCUUUUUACCCCAACAACUGUUACAACAGCAACACAGACAGCAGAAGGAACUUAUAGGCGAGUGGAUGUGGGAACCAGUAUGUGUGGGCAAAGACCUGGGCGACAAGAUGUAAACAUCCAAACUGAGGAGGGUGGACAAAAGCUUGUGAAUACCUCUGCGGAAGACACAGACUCUCUACACAGUCAGGGAGAGGAUGAAUUUAACCUUCAUCCUCCCAGAGGUCAGGUUCAGCGCCGCCACGUGCGAACUAUUCGAGAGGUGCGCACUGUGGUUACCCGCAUUACAACAGAUGUUUACUACAUAAAUGGUGCAGAGGUGGAACGGAAGGUAGUUGAGGAAACUGAGGAGCCUGUAGUGGAGUGCCAGGAGUGUGAGACUGACACGUCCUCCUCUAGAACUACAGUUGGCUCAUCGCUGACUUCAGGGGACCUUGGUGAUGUCAGCUCCUUUUCUUCUAAGGCCUCAAGCCUCCACCGCACAUCCAGUGGAGCAAGCAGCAGUCUCUCUGCCACACACAGCAGCAGUUCAGCACGAGGAACUGGAGCUGUCAAAGGGAAAGUGUGCAGUACAGAAAGUGGAGAGUUUGCUUUACCUAUUGGCAGAGGUGUCUUAGGAAAACUAAGGUAUGUGCAGGGCCUCGAAUGGAAGAUAAGAUAUUUUACAGAAGUGAACAGCUGGCUUGGGUGGAAUUUGAAGCAGGGUAGACUCUAAACCAGGGAUUUUUAU